Molecule: messenger RNA, 2944 nt
Organism: Rosa chinensis
Lineage: Eukaryota; Viridiplantae; Streptophyta; Magnoliopsida; Rosales; Rosaceae
Exons: 11
Coding region: 585-2777 (730 amino acids)
Source: RefSeq, a predicted model, not a curated record
GCAGAAAAAAGCAAGUCUUCACUAGAGCUUAAACCCUUCGACAGAAACAAAAACCAUCCAUAUACAAGAGUUAACAUGGGUCCACAGUACUAAAACUUCACAACCAAACUUGCCAAUUCCACUCAUUCUUCUUCCCCAACAUCUUCUGCAAAAUUAAAUUCCUCGGCGGUUGAUCUUUGGCCUGGCGCUUAAAUUCAAGUACUCCUUCUCAACCCAUCUAAAUUCUUCACACUGUUUCGGCGGCCAAGUUCUACUCGGAGUAUCUGUGAGACGGGUAGCUGGAGACAAGAGCCUCCUUCAUUAUUGCCACAGGCCCACAAAGUCUACACGACCAACACGACCUUAAAUUCAAAGAGACAAGAGCCUUCUCGAUUAUUGCCACAGGCCCACGGCAGAGAGAGCGCAUAGUCCACACACACUAGAGCUUGAAUACAAAGACUCCUCACUCUUUUCUCAAGUCUCAACCCAUCUAAAUUCUUCAACUCCGAUUAUCUGUGAGAUAUGUAGGUAUUUGAUACGCAUCCGUGAACUCGCAAGCUACUGCAUUUUAAAGAUUGUCCAAUCUCGAGAAUUGAUCUGUGAAUAUGGAGAGCAUGGCAGCCGCAGCAGUCCCUAGUGUAAUGAUUAAUCUUAAAGCUCUUAGCCAUUACAACUAUGAGCACUGGAGGUUUCGGGUGAAAACAUACUUGUUGGCUGAAGAUUUGUGGGACCUUAUAGAAGGCAAAAAUGAACAUCCAAAACCAGAAGACAAGGAUUGGUCGAAAAGAAAUGCCAAAGCCUUGCAUGCUAUCCACAUAUCUUGCGGGGAUGAUUCUGAGUCCUCUAUAACUGGCAUGAAGACGGCUAGAGAGGCUUGGAAUAAAUUGGAAGAAAAGUUCGGGCCAAAAAAGUCAGUUCCAGCACUUUUACAUUCAGAAGAGAAUUCUGAAGUCGACUCGAAUGAUGACAACGAUGGUGAUGCUGACUUGGUUGAAGUGCAUGAGUCGGAUGAGACCUAUGGAUCUUUCUUCGAUGACGUGGGGGCCGGGCGUUGGGAAGCUGUAAAGGAGUUUAUAAGACAACAUCCAGAGGCAGUAAGAGUAAUGCAGAAAGGCCUGACAGCGAAAGGCCUGACAGCUCUUAGCCGAGCAGUCAUCCAGGAGGACGUGGACGGUGUAAAAGAGUUGCUGCUGUUUAUAAAAGAGACAGACUUGAAAAUACUAGAGGAUGCUCUUCAUAUGGCUACAAAUCCAAUAAAAUGGGAUACAGAUGAGAAUACCGAAAUUAUGAAGUGCAUAGUUGAGAAGAACAAGAAACUACUCGUUCGUAGCAUUGAACCCUAUCGACUUAUUCCACUUUCGAAUGCUGUACUUUUCAACAAGCGAAAAAUGGCCGACUAUCUUUAUUCGGUUACUUCGGUCGAAAAUCUAAAUGAGAGGGAUGGCGCUUAUCUACUUUCUCAGAAUUUGAAAGAAAAACGUCUAGAUAAAUCGUUGGAGUUACUACGGGGAAAUCCAAGCUUGGGCAUUGCUAGAGAUUUCUUGGCUGAAUCCCCUUUAUAUCAAUUGGCUAAUACGCAUGCUGAUGUUGGAUUAUUCCUGAAUGCUAGCCAGCUUGGAAUAUGGGAACGAUGGAUUUAUAACUGUAUAUACAUACCAUCUACACCUAAUAUCCGUGACGUUUCUAUAGAUGUUCAGAACGAAGAGAAAAAUCAGAAGCAUCUGAAUCGUAAAGUUGCAUGUUUCUUUAGGCGACUGGUUGCCAAUCUCUGUCACCUUUCUGGAAUCAAUCGUGCAUAUCAAAUGAAAUUGCUCCAUCACCAAGCCUUGGAAAUUCUAGAUCGCAUGUGCGAACCAUUAAGAAAGGUAAAACUAAAGGUUGCCCAAAAAAUGCUUGUUGAAAAAGCACUCUUCAAAGCAGUAGAACGAGGACAUGCUCCGAUCAUCAGUCACAUAUUAAAAUCUGAUCCAUCGUUCUGGCGGAUCACUAAUGAACAUGAAAAGACCAUAUUUCGACUUGCUGCUGAGCAUCGUCAAGACAAUAUUUUUAGCCUAUUAAACGAGUUUGAGAAAGAAAACAGAAAAUACAUUGUAGGCAUGCAAGAUAAGUUUGGGGACAACAUGCUGCAUGCGGUAGGAAAGUUGUCCCAAUUAACACAGAUUGAUCAUAUUCGAGGUGCAGCUUUGCAAAUGCAGAAAGAACUACAAUGGUUUAAGAAGGUGGAGGGCAUGGCAAGUCCCGAGGAUGUUGAUCGUACAAAUUCUGAUGGUCGGACACCACGUGAGGUAUUUAGUAUGAAUCAUAGAGAUUUGGUGGGGGCAGGAGAAAAAGCAAUGAAAGAAACUGCAUAUUCUUCUUCUUUCGUAGGUGCUCUAAUCAUUACCAUUAUGUUCGCUACAGUAGUGACAGUUCCUGGUGGAAUUAAGGGGGACACAGGUAUUCCCAUAUACUUGGACACCAAGGCAUUCCAGAUUUUUAUAGUUGCAAAUGUUAUAUCGCUAUGCUGUUCCACAACUUCAGUAUUGGCAUCUUUGGGAAUUCUCACAUCACGUUUUGCAGAAAAAGAUUUCCUCAUAUCCUUGCCCACAAAAUUGAUAAUUGGCCUUUUAACCCUUUUUAUAUCUAUCGCGGGCAUGAUGAUCGCCUUUUCUUCUGCCAUUGUCACCAUGCUUCCGGAAAAGUUAUCGAUUGUUAUUCCAUCUAUUGCGCUAGCUUGUGUUCCAAUUGCCUCAUUCCUAUGGAUGGAAGGGAAAGUGCUUAUUGAGAUCAUUAGUUCUACUUUUGGAUAUAGUAUUUAAAAGGGCUGUACCAAAAGUUGAGCCUUAAUGUUCUAAUGUUGUAUGCUUAUGUUUAUCUUUGGUUUCCUACUUUGUAAUAAGAACCUUUUAUGAAGAUGAGACAGAUUACUUGCUUAGAUCUUGUAAUAAAAUAUUUCCAACUUCCAAUUUUUAUUAUUCGGUUUGUA